Molecule: messenger RNA, 870 nt
Organism: Fusarium coffeatum
Lineage: Eukaryota; Fungi; Ascomycota; Sordariomycetes; Hypocreales; Nectriaceae
Exons: 2
Coding region: 1-870 (289 amino acids)
Biological process (GO): cytosolic ribosome assembly
Cellular component (GO): mitochondrial matrix
Source: RefSeq, a predicted model, not a curated record
AUGUUUUCUGCUCGCAACGCUGUCCGAUCGGCGCCCCGCGUCGUCUCCCGCCUCUCAGGUGCCGCUCUGCGACAGACUGCCCGUCCCAGCACCUUUAUCAAGGCUACUUCUGCCCUACGACCUGCCCAGGCCGCUUUCUCCACCACAAUCUUCCGAAAGGCCGCCGAGAACGAUGGCGAGCUUUUGGCCAAGCUUGAGAGCGAGAUCAAGAUCGAGGAGGACAUGAAGGCCGAUGAGCAGGACCCUGCCAGCAUCAAGGAUUUCCUUAACAACAGUGCUUUCGAGCUUAUUGACACCCCCGGCCAGGAGGUUGUCAAGCUGGUCCGCAACUUUGGCGACGAGAAGAUCACUGUCAGCUUCUCUAUCGCCGAUAUCACUAGCUACGACCCCUACGCCGAGGAGAACGGCCUCGAGGAGGAAGGCUUCGAGGGCGAGGCCCAGGGCGGCCAGCGCAACGCCCGUGCCAACGAGGAGCUCGAGGAGGAGCUCGAUGAGGAAGCUGAGGAGGAGAACGCCGCCCCCAUCAACCUGUCUAUUGUUGUCGAGAAGCCUGGCAAGGCCUCUGGCGCUCUCAACAUUGAUGCCACCGCCCAGGACGGCCACAUUGUAGUCGAGAACCUCUUCUACUACGACGACGCCAAGGUUGCCAAGGUCGAGUCCCCCGAGGCCGCCCAGAAGCGUGCCGACGUCUACCCCGGACCUCCCUUCGGGAGCCUCGAUGACGACCUCCAGGUCCUCAUGGAGCGCUUCCUUGAGGAGCGUGGCAUCACCCAGGCUCUCGCCAUCUUUGUUCCCGACUACGUCGACGUCAAGGAGCAGCGUGAGUACACUCGGUGGUUGAACAACGUCAAGGCUUUCAUCGACGCUUAG